Molecule: messenger RNA, 8475 nt
Organism: Chrysemys picta bellii (western painted turtle)
Lineage: Eukaryota; Metazoa; Chordata; Testudines; Emydidae
Molecular function (GO): protein binding
Source: RefSeq, a predicted model, not a curated record
CCUCCCACCUACCUACCCCCAUCCCCUCCAGAGCUUAUUGCCUCUCCAGACUUCCUCCUACCUAUCCCCAUCCUCCUCCGGAGCCUAUGGCCCCUCCUGCCUCCCAUCUACUCACCCUCAUCCCCCUCCAGAGCAAGAGCUCCAUGCCCCUCCAGCUGCCCGAGCGAUCCUCACUCCCUCCAGAGCUAGAAUGUCCCUACCCUUCCAGUUCCAGCAUCCUAUCUACCUUCCCCCAUUCCUCCAGAGCAAGAGCCCCCAGCUUCUCUUCUCCCUGUCCACCCUGAAGAGCCUUCCUUUUUCUCCAGUUUUCUGUCCAUUUUAGCAGAGUCCCCCAGGAAGGACAGCCCUUCCUCCCAUCUACCUAAUCCCCACUGCCAAUACCAGAGCAAGCACCUCCAUCUUCUUCAAACACAUCUCUGUUUCCUUCCCACUUUUCCACUGCCACUUCCAGGCCUCUCAUUACAGCCACUAUUGCUCUAUUAUAUUUUUAUCACUCUUUUCAAGUUUAAUUUAAUUGAUGGUUGAUGAUCCCCCUCCCAGUUGGAAGGAGAAGGAUUGUCACUCCUUGAUUGCUUAGAGUGGCAGCUUCUUUGCAUUCCAGAUCCCUGCUGGCCUGGGGAGCAGGAGACUGGAAAAUGAAAGUUGGAUUACAGUCUACCCUCUCUCUCCCCCAUCCCACCCCCAAUCUUUAGCAGUGGAGUAAAAUGCUCAAGACCAAUAAGCCUGGGAUUGCUCUGUGCCUGAAUUUGCCACCGAUUGGCUGGGUGACUUUACAGAAGUCAUUUCACCUCUCUGGAGAUAAUGAUACUUUCCUAACUCAUACGAGUGUUGAGAUGAUUAUUUAAUGUGUGCACAGGACUCCUAAGAUAUAAAAUGGUAUAUAAGUGUUAAGAGCCCUAUGUAAUUGAAAACAAUUGCUUGGUGAUAGCCAGAAACUAAUCUACAUUAGCAUUAUGUGAGAUCCUGUUUAAAGGCUGUUGAGAAAUUAGAGUACCUUUUUCCUGGAUUUUUCUUUUAAAAUGACAAAGAGAAUUUAAAAGGAGUGAAAGAAUCUUAAACAGGGAUGACUAAAGCUCUAGGCCCGCUAGCUGAUCUUUGCAGUGUGUCCAUUCAGGUCAAGAGAGUUCCACCUGGGCAGAGAGGUUGACCCAUGUGGUCAGACUGCAAGAUGAGGAGUUGGGGAGAGGAGAAUGGUCUGGUUAAGGCACAGGACUCAGGUCAGGAUACCUUGUUUUUGUGUUUAGCUCUGGCACAGACUUCUUAUGUGACAUUGGGCAAGACUUGCAGCCUCACUUUUUAAAUAGGCCAUUGAGUUUGAGUGCCUGAGACACCUUGGGCCUGAUUUUUCAAAGGUGCUAAGCACCUCUAGCUGUCAUGCACUUGCUACUGCAAUACAAAUAAUAACAUAACUUCUGAAAAUUGGACUCAGGUUGAAUAUACACAACUAUUUCAUUCGGCAGAAAAUCCUGUUUUCUCUAUGUAAGCUAACAUUUUUACUUUUAAAUUUCAGAUUAACCUUCUGUGGGUUAAUGAUAGAGAGAAAACUACCAGAAAUCAGACAGAAACUUCCCAAUGAUCUGAUUAGUUCCACAUUUACUGGCUAACAACUUUCCCAGAUGGAACUAGACAAAUCAAUCAAUAGUGCUGUUACUAAAAAGCCUAAUGAAGAUGCUGCAGAGAGUUGCAGGAAAAGAUUAUCUUUUCUAGAUGAUAUAAAUGUAUCCGAAGAUGACCAGAAAUUAAAAGAGACAGUGAAAGUAAUUGCAGGAAAAGAAGUAACUGCAAAGGCCAUUUGCUUUCUUACCUUUGGCCUCUACUUGGUUAAAAGCUUUACCCAGCAACGCUUAGAUAUAGUAGGAGUGACCUACAACAGCAGGACUAGAAGACUGAUCCUCGUGGAUGGCAAAGGGUGGUUCAGCUUGGAUUUACUUGCUUCUAAGACUGUAGGUGAGAGAGAUCUUUAUCUGUCAGGCUCAAGAGUUAAAAGGGAAAUGGAUUUUCACAAGUACCAAUUCAACAUAGUGAGAAGCAUCACUUAUUGUGAAAAAUUCAAUGUUUACUUUGUACUGAGACGAGACUAUGCACUUAAGGUGUAUAAUAAGGAUUAUGAAGAGAUCUGCUCAGUAGAGAAUGUGGAGACACGUCUGUUGACACUUAUGGUAUUCAAUCCUGUGAGUGAUGAACUCAUUACAGGAGGAAUCAAAGGCGUAAAGUUCUGGAAGUUUAAAGAAACAGAGAAUACAGAUUACACUGAUGCAGUUCACAUGUCCAAUUACAAGCUUUUCCCCAGUGCAGAAUUCCCACACAUGAGGCAAAUCUGGUGUACAAAUAUGGAGUUUGAUGUCAAUAUGCAAAGACUUUAUUGCUUUUCUAAUUGCGAUCUCUUCUGCUAUGAUACCAAAGGGAAUAUACUGUUUCAGCUAACCAGUGCCCACCAAAGUACCAUUCUCUCCUGCGUCUAUUCAUCAUACUCCAAUGCUUUGCUUACCUCCUCCAGGGACUCUGAAAUAAAAUCUUGGAAUGACCAGGGCUGUUUGUUGCAUGUGUUUCAUGGCCAUACCAGGUCUGUCACACACAUCCUCCUCCACCCAAACACUUUGUCUUUAUUUAUCUCUGGAUCUUUGGAUGGGACAGUGAAACUCUGGUCCCUGGAUACAAUGGAGCUGUUUUACAGUUUAUCAUUGUUCACUGAAGGAAUUGUUUGGAUGGGCCUGACUGAGGAUAAGUUGCUGUACUGCUCUUCUGCCCGCAAUCUUCAUGUGUAUGACUUGAACAAUUUUACCAAAUUCUGGACUCGUGUCAGCAGUCAGAUUAAGGCUCUGUCCCUCUGUGGUGCCAAUGGGAAAUCCAGCAGGGUGAUAGCUAUGGGCUCUGAUAACAGUUUACGAAUUUUCUCUCUGCAUAAUGGGACAAAGUUAUGUACCGUGCUGCCGCCUCCCUAUCCCUCUCCACUCCAGUCAGUUCUCGGCUUUGCCUAUAAUCGAACCAGUGGAACAAUUUACUUCCUCCUGACUUCUUGGGAUAUAUGGGUCUACACAGCAAGAACUGAUCCUGCAUGUAGGGCAGCAGUGUGGACUAUUGAAGAAAUACACCAGCACUUAAACAGAAAACACCCCUUAGCCUCUUGUGUAGAGAAGAAUGAAUAUUUUCAGCAUACUCGAAAGGAGAGUGUAAGAGAUCCAGUGAGAUGCAAAUGUCUCUGCAGCCUGUCCUCCCCAAUAUGCUACUGGAUAGAUGAAGGGCUGGUGUAUGCAGAUACCCAGGAAUUUCUGGUUCUUGGUAUGCAGGAUGGAAGAAUCCUGUUUCUGCACACCUCAAUACAAAAUCUAGUAUAUUAUGAGAUGAAGGCCUAUAAAGAUCCUGUAAUUGAAUUAAAACAUGAUAUAGAUCACCAUCAACUGAUAAAUAUGUGCCAGGAAUUGGAAUACAAAUUGGUGCAGAUCUGGAGUUUACCUGCCCUGCAGUUGCUUCACCAGAUCAAUAUCUCGAAUGAAACCAUGGUUUUCACCAGGAUUAACAGUUCACUGUUCCUUGGCCUGCAUUCUGGAGCUGUAAAUGUCUUUGAUGUUCAUAUUGAAGAAGGCCCAGUGGAGCUGUUGGAGAAAAAUGAGAAAAAGCCAGGGGGAAAUGAAGAACCAGAUAUCACUCAUGAUUCUGAAAAUGCUCACAAGGGCCCUGUGGUAGCAGUGGAUGCCUGCAAGACCCUCUCGCUCUUUCUAAGCUGUGGUGCGGACUACAUGGUGAAACUCUGGGAUAUUCACAAGAAUUUGCUGGCCGAAAUUUGUCUUGAUAACACUCUCAGCUCUGCUUGUUUCCUGAAUGGUUCUGGAGAUAUUUUAGUGGCUUUCAAAAAUGAUCUUUACAUCUUGCCUCACAGUAAGGCACUGGGUAUCACAGCGACAGAUACAGAUGUCUCUGGAAUCUCAGCAACAGAGUCCUUCAUUUAUGAAAACCAAGCUUUAAAUUACCAAAAGGAAGGAAAAACUGAUGUCUCCAAAGUCACUGACAUGGACUCUUAUCUGGUGCCUUACAUGGGAUUUAAUUUCACCAGUGACUUCACAACAGAAUUGCUGGUUUCACCAAUGGACGGAGAAAAGCUGUCCUGGAAGUUGCCGCUGGCCCCUUCCCGGAUAUAUUGUUCUCCCAGUAUCUCAGCGACUUCAUUGAAGAUAUUUGACUUCCUGUUUCAACCUGGACCUCUCAGCAUAGAUGAGCGAGAGAAGGCGGAACUCUCUGAAAGAAUGAUCCUGACUGAUGAUAUGAAAUACUUGCCUGGCCCCAGACCUGCAAGGGCUGUGGAUUUGGAAAUACCUGAGUUUGGAAUCUCCCCAUGUUCUUCUCCACUCAGUGUAUGUUCAGAGGCCCAGCCUGAGGAAGAGGUUGCUGAAACUGAGAGUGAAUCCCCCGAUACAGAAUCGCUACAGCAAAUCCCAAGCACUGAACCGCAGCAAGUCAAUGAAGAAGCAGACAAGGAGAGAACAAAUCUUCUAACAGAAAGAGAUUUCUGUUUAGACAAAACUCAGACUUUACAGAUGAAGAAAAAAACAGGUUCUGAAAAAAGGAAGAAAAAAGCUUCAAAGAGCGACAGAUUUCCGUCUGGCAAAGAAAAGAAGCUUGUGCCCGGGAAAUUAUCCAGUUCAGACGGUGCAGGUCUGAGAAAGACACACACACCAAAACAUAAAAGAUUUUCCUCAGAGACGCAGAAUGCCAUGAUGGCUAGAGACCCCAAGACUGCCUCCCGGGCCCAUUCGGCUAUUCCGCUAGUGCCAGGAGAGAAAAUGAUUCCUACUCCUCCACCUGAGGCUCUGGCCCCAGCUGAGAAAAGGACCUUUCUGAGGAAGAAAAUGUAUCAACAGAAAGAUAGUAACAACGUGAGCUGGAGUGAUAAAGCCCUAGUGAGAUUGGAGACUUGGAGAAGAAAAGAAAAUGAAAGGACUGAGCAUGCAAAGAAGAAGCGAGCAAUACUGGAGCUCCAGAAAUUGCAGCAUCUCCACUUUCCAACAAGCCACUGGUUCUGUGCUCGCCCAGCCACUUCCCAGCAAUAUCAGAAUUUGCAGAUUUCUGAAAACCUCUUUGAAACAGAGCUUGCUGCUUGGAUGCAGCCUCACAAGAAGUCCCAUGUCCUUUCCCAUCCGUGCGCUGUGAUGCAGGAGGCCCCCAUCAACUUUUCCAGGGAGUUUCCUUACAGACUAGCCUGGGGACCUGUGACCACCCAUGACUUGGAGGGAAAACUGCGUUACCCAAGGACGAUGCUGGACUUGUUUAAAGAAGGCAAAGCAAGCAGCCUCCUUGUAGAGAGAAAUCUGCAGCCAACAAAAUCAAUCCCUAGCAAAGGGAGGUACAUCUUGGUGAAUGCUGAGACUCCUUCAAUAUCCUCUACUCCGCCUGUAAGCAGCCCACUGGAAGACAGGUUACUGAGUGUCCGAUUCCCCAAACAAAAAGAAAGGAUGCUUCAAACUCUGCCCCACAGUGUGCACAAGCAGUCUCAGCCUCCUGCAGCAAUGCGACACCCUCUCGCUUUAUGAAGGCAUUUCCAGGGUUGGCUAACACCAUAACAAGACCACUUUUCUAGUCCUGCAGAUCACAUUAUGUAAUGUGAUAUUUUUUUUCAAGCUAUAUUGUUAUCUGUUUACUCUCUUUAAUCUUGUAUUAAUACUUCAUAGUUGAUAUUCGUUAGCGACAAAGUGAAUAUUCAAUGAGCAAUAAUAGUCAAAGGGGAUAGCAUUUCCUAGCUGUUAAUUACCAGGUAGGCUGAGAACCAGGGAGCAGGGUCAUGGAAAAUGUUUAUGCCAAAAUCCAACUUUUCUGGUUUCAUUACCAGAGCAAAGCUCUCAAGGGUGUGCACUGACCUCAAGACCAUUUUAUGUGAACCUGGGACUGGGCUGGGCCUUCCAACAACUGCAUACCACUCUCCCUUAACCUGCAGCCAUCUUUCUGAGGGAGUGGGCCUUUACUCCCCCAACAAACAUCUUUGAGGAGGAGCUAGAUGGUCCUCUCUUCCCACCAGAUGUCAUCUGAGGAGCCGGCAAGCAGGCUUGCUGUGCUUCCCAAUACCAAAAAGGCUUCUGAAGGAUGCCAGGUAGCCCUACACUACUCACCAUCUGAGACCUGAGGUGACUCAGUUGGCCCAGAACUACUUGACAGGGUUUGCCUCCAUCUAAAGAUCUUGGGAAGGGGAGAAUGGCCCAGAACCCACCAUGUGGAGACUCUGGAAGGCUGGUAACGUCCACUAGCUCUUGCCCCCUCCUUGAAGACAUCUGAAGUAAAAUUUUAGUGUGGAGAGCCAGGGUGAACCCAACACUGAGGGCUGCAAAACAGAUGAACUGAAAUUCACCCCCAACCCCAAAUUGUUUUUUGUUCACUGAAGCCAACAGGUUUUAUGUAGUCCUGCCCGAGAACUCAAGCCCUCAGUCCAACCACCCAUUAGUUGCCAGAAACUACCCAAGUCAGAGGUCCAAUCACUCCAGUAAACUGUGUAAAAGUAAUAAAUUAAGAGAAUAGAAAAUAUCAAAGGUUUCACCCUGGUUUUGUCUUUCAUUUUCACACCCAGCUUUUAUUUCUUUACAAUAUCAGCCUUUUCAUACCAGCUAAUUAUGCUACAGUAGUGAACAGACAAGCAGGAUUGGUUCUCAUCAUUAGGCUAAGCUAACCAUGUUAUGUCUGUUACUCUCCAAGAGUCCUGAUAAAUCAAGGCUCUUGCAAAAGGGGAUUACAAGUUCAAUUAUUUCCACCAGUUCCCAUCUAUUCUACUAUGUCGUGGAUCCCAAUUACAACACCGUAAUCCCUGACAGAGUUAAAACAUGGUUUGAUCUUGCAGUGUAGCCACGAUCAAACUGUUUUACUUGUGUGCCCAAGUCAUGCUGUAGCACUGGACAUUAGCAGGGCUGUAGCACAGUGGAGAAACAUGUUUAAAACAUGGUUUGGUACUGUAUACUCUACAAGCCAGUACAGUCCCCCGUGUCAGGGAACAAACAAAUGAAUUGCUAUAGGAUAGGACCAUAGAUUAGUCCAUGUGGUAGGUGUCGGAGAUCCACAGGAUCAGUGCUAUGUCCCCAACUUCAAACAGUGUCUUGGAGGAACCCCUUUGAUUUUCCAGACCCCCAAGGGGUCUCACUUUCCCUUCAGCAUAGACCACACCGCCUCCCAAGAUUGAACCUCUGGGGCUUCAGAACCCUUGCUUCACACCCUGAGCUCUGUUCAGCGAGUCCAACUGAGAUAGACUGGUGGAGACUAUUCAGGGAUUAAUGCUCUUCACGCAGUAUUUGCAGGGACACUCAAACAGUGUUUCCAGAAUAGUAGGUAGGGGUUGUUAGUCAACUGGAACACAGCAUAGGAAGUCCUUAAGUUAACAUAGAGACAUGAAAGGUAAAGCAGAGGCCAUUCUGGUCAUUCCAGAGCAAGCCACUUGGCAAGCUGUAGUGAACUCCUUUUUCUGGCACUCUGUCUCUCUCUUUGACUUCCUUCCUUAGUCGGUUCCCAGGUGAGAGAGCCCCCAGCUUCUUCCGGAAGCCAACUCUUAUCCCUCCACCUCAGACCUCUCAGUCCUUCAUUCUCGAGCUGGGGGUAUCUGCUCAGCUUCCUUGCUGAGAGGCAGGGACAUCCUCCGCCCUCAGCAUUGUUGGUGUCAAUGUCCUGGUGCUUGGGUUUGCCAUUGUCUUCUUGGAUUUUCCGUUGAUAUAAGUCAGCCAAGGCUGGUCCUUUUUAAUGACCCAUUCAGAUUACUGAGACAGCUAGGCAAUGCGCACACAACUGUCUCUUAGACCUGGUCUACCUUACAAAUGUACAUCGGUAUAACUGCAUUGCUCAGGGCUGUGAAAAAUCCACACCUCUGAGCAAUGCAGUCAUACCAACCUGACCCCGAGUGCAGACCACCCUGUGUCGAUGAGAGGGCUACUUCCUUCAACACCUUGACUGAAGCGCUGCAAAGGCGCAGUUGCACCAGUGACACUGCAGCGCUGUAAGUGUAGCCAAGCCCUCAGCCUGCCCUGAGACCAAACUUAGUCCUUUCCCCAACUGGGUAACCGUGCAAAGUAUAGGGGAAACUGAGGCACUCAUAGGCUUCAGAAAAAAUCUUACCAAAAAUGCUCACUUCAUCACAGUAGGUAAGGUAUAAUGUGAUUUUCCAAUAUGGUUAUAGGACGCUUCUCAGAAGAAAAUCUAUCUAGAACCCAGCUAUGUUUACAUACAGUUGCGUCUACAACAGAUUCAGCAGUGGUAUGGACAGGGCCUCGGUGUUUGAAGGAGGAUGAUCAGAAUGUGGUUUAAUGAGGCUAUGAGCCAAGGUUACGAUAACUACCCCUGUGAUAGAGGGUUUUUCAAAAAUAAACUUAUUCUAAGCAAGGAACCAGGGCCAGCUCCAGGCACCAGCAAAGGAAGCAGGUGCUUAGGGCGGCCAAUGGAAAGGGGCGGCACAUCUGGGUCUUCGGUGGCAAUUCAGCAGGGGGUUCCUCGGUCCCUCUUGGACGGAAGGACCGU